AAUUACAGGUUGGAAACCAGAAUAUUUCAAAGGGGAGGUGAAAAGGUUGGAGCAGAGUGACUGCUACAUAAUGAAGUGUCCAGUGAUCACGUCCAGGCUGGACCAAGAGAGUGUCCACUGCCAGUCCACAUUCAUUCAGCUAAUGGGCUCAGAGGCCUGGGGUGUCAUCCCAGCCAGAGAUGGAGGUCUCGUUCACAUCCCAAAGCAGAGACUGGAUCUGGUCAAAAGAGGUUCCUACUUGGAGGAAAGCCUGAGCCUAAAAUUCCGAGUCCACCAGUUCCUUACCUUCACAGUGACCAAAAACAGGGACUUUGCGUUGGUCGGCGUCCUGGCGGCUGGAGCGCUCCAGGUCCAGCAAUGCCAGGAGGCCCAAGGAGCUCUGGGGACGCAGGCUUUCUAUAGGGUGGUCCUGAGCCUGGGGUUUGCUGAGGCGGCCGCCCCCAUCCUCUGGACGGUGGAGAGCUCCUUCCACUGUGUGGGUGAGAGUCACGGAGCCCCUCCAGGAGGAAUACCAUCUGCUGCCUUUUCCCAGUUCCAAACUGCAGGACCAGCUGCUUCCGACCGUUCCCCAGAGAAAGCGGGGCUCCCCGAGAGCUCCCACCUGAGCACAGCCCAGCUGUCCUGCCGGGCUCACAGCCACGCAGGGCCUUGGGACCCGGCACAAGGAGAGGAUCAGCUCCCCCAGGGAAAGUGGGGUGACCUGGACCCCCUGCUUUCAGCUUCUCAGGCCAUCUGUUACCCUAACUGGCAGUCUAGGCCUGAGCAGAGCCCCGCCUAGCUACCAGGAAGUCCCCUCCUGCUGGAAGUGUCACAGGGGCACGUGGCUGCCUACUAGCCCAUGCGGGGACCCUGGCAGGCCAGCAAGGAGGUCCAGCCAUUGGCAGAGCCCUUGAUGACCAGCCUGGCUGAAGAGGUGUUGUGUUCCUGCCGCUCGCCUGGAGAGCCCCAGGAAACAUCCUCCAGAAUGGAAGCUGGGGGGCCACCCAGGGAGGCCAGAGGGCACCCGGACCUCUCAUUCCCAGAACCAAGUCAGGACCUGGAGUGGACUCACCCUCCUUCUGGGGAUGGAUGCCACAGCACUGCCCCAAUGGUGAAUACUUCCAAGGUGUGGUGGCAGCAGCCAGGCCCCAGUGCCCGUCUGAGGGCCUCAGGACCAGAGCGCAAGGGGAGGCACAAGGAGGGCCCAGCAGGCCUGGCCAAGCCUAGAGACCCUUUCACUGCUGGCCAGGGUAGCCCCCAGCAGGAGCCAGCAGAGCCCACAUUGGCAACCAGCCCUGAAAGGUACAGGCCUCCUGAGCUUCAGAACAUCGUGGAGGGGCUUCUGAGAGACCCCCUUGCUGGGAUGUGGAUGCCAGGGUUCCCGGGCUCCCUGGCCCAGAAGCCCAGCUGUGGCCUGAGCUAG
Messenger RNA from Lipotes vexillifer (Yangtze River dolphin), 1402 nucleotides. RefSeq names its product ciliated left-right organizer protein containing ZP-N domains (gene CIROZ). NCBI's taxonomy places the organism in Eukaryota, Metazoa, Chordata, Mammalia, Artiodactyla, Lipotidae. The record is from RefSeq and is a predicted model, not a curated record.